This is a messenger RNA of Sphaeroforma arctica JP610, 440 nucleotides long. RefSeq lists its product as hypothetical. The record is from RefSeq and is a predicted model, not a curated record. The transcript has 3 exons. NCBI's taxonomy places the organism in Eukaryota, Ichthyosporea, Ichthyophonida. The annotation marks the transcript as partial.
AUGAAUUAUGGAACAUCUGAUCUGAGCUCUUCUUUUUGUCUUGCUUUGCACCUGACUUGUGCACCUCAGACCGAAAUCGAGGACCUGGUGGACAACAAAAAGAUGCACACCUUCCGACUGACCAAUAAAGAGGGCCGCACAGACUUUGCAUGCGCGUCGAGUGAAGCACGGGUGACGUGGAUGAAGGUGUUGGAGGCGGUCAAUGCGGCAAAGGGCAUUGGCAGUGUGGACGAUCUUGAUAUUGACACAGGCGAGCAAUCAAUGCACCAUGAUGGAGACUUCAUUGAUAUUCGCGACAUCGUGACGUGUGGGCGUGUGAUUGACGAUACAGUCGCCAACAGUUUUGCACUGAUUACGUCACAGAGUAUCUAUCAAUUGGCGGCCGAAACGGCCGGAGAUAUGGAGGAAUGGAUAAGCUACCUACAGCCACUCAAGGACAG